Neurospora crassa OR74A is the source of this 929-nucleotide messenger RNA. RefSeq lists its product as hypothetical. The transcript has a single exon. The record is from RefSeq and is a predicted model, not a curated record. The coding region runs from base 175 to 741 and encodes 188 amino acids. NCBI's taxonomy places the organism in Eukaryota, Fungi, Ascomycota, Sordariomycetes, Sordariales, Sordariaceae.
CAAACGCCUUGUUUUCGCCAAGAACCUUGGCGAUACUGAAUAUACGAGUUCAUCAUGAGAGACUGCAUUUUAGUAUAGGACAUCGGCUCUGUCUCCUUCAAUCCAUUCAACAACUUCGGCCAUCUAAUAUCCAAAAGCUCGACACCUAACCGCUUCUCUUGACCCUCCACCAUCAUGCUGCGACCGCCAGCCCUCCUUGGGAUCUUGUUAUUCCUCACAUCAAGCAACAUUGUGGCCGCUCUAGCGCUAACACCCUGGGAAAUCGUGCAAGUUAACACUUACUCCCCAUCCGGUCGACCUGGCAGCAGCACCAUCAGCUACAUCAAGACCACCAUCACGGACCCGAACAGCACCACCAAUACCACGGCAAACUGCAACAUCGAAUGGAACGGCCUAACCAAGGGCGAGACGCCAUACGGCACAGCGCUCGAAUGCACCCCAGUACAAGAUGGAUUGUGGGAAUUCGAAGUCUUGCGAGCAGACCCGGACUCGGAGAGACCUUCUAUCAGCAACUUCAGCCUCCGCUUCACGCGCAUGACCAACGACGGUAAUCUUUACGUCGGCUCCGUCACUCUCAACAGCGGAGUUGACCGUGAUCUCUUCUUCAUGUGCGCCGCCAGUGGUUUCUGCUACGCCAAUUUGAGGCCCGAGUCUGCUCCAGUCCGCGUGACUCCCAAAGAAAUUGGGAAAAGGGCCGUCUUGAAGGAGGAGUACACUCCAGUGGUGGUGGUCCCGGAGUAAGCCAGGGGACGGUAAUGGAUACAAAUGUACAGUAAUGAAUUUUGUAAUUUACGGAAAGCAACUGCUUGGUCCGGAUCGAACGGCGGAUGGUCGGGUAAGAAGAACCUGGUGGUAGUGGGCAAGCUGACAAUUCAUGGAAGAUAAAUGCAAGGUCCCGAACACUGAAAUGGAAGUCGCGUUUAUCUUGA